GUUUAGGAGAAGGAAUAUAUUUUAUAGAAAGUGAUUUAGAUAUUAUGUAUGUAAUCACGAACGUGGACGUAGUGCAGAAUGAAAGGAAUAUCAAACAUCCAAUACGAAAGACAUUUGUUAUGGAGACAGAUGUUGAUCAUCCUGGCUUUACUAGACUCAGAGUGUUAGCAAACGAAAAGGGGGAAAUCGUCCGUGAAACAUGUCCCGACUGUCCUCCAGGUACAUGUACCGUUAAACGGUCAUAUGUAUCAGUAAACAGAUUUCUUGAUUAUUUUAAGCAAUUAUUUUCACAAGUGCCGGAGACAGUUUUACACGGGCCAUGUUUUUCAAAUCUACGAAAUACCGUUGAUUAUGCUUACUGCCUAAGGAGUAAGUAUCUACCUCACAUCGCAAUUCCAUGGGCAUUCCGUCAUAGACUGCAAUGGCCGCCUAAUUUAGUUAUUGACAGGAUCAUACAUUACGGAUGCUUGUUAGUGCCAAUUGGACCUAAGACUAUAACGGAUAAUGACUUAUUAUGGAGAAUAUCUUUCUCAAUGGCAGAAAAAAUACUUGUACAUUCGUUUAAUUUCACUCAACUCUUAUGUUACGGUCUACUGAAAUUAACAUUAAAGCGUAUCGUUAAUACAAACAAUGAUGUCAAAGAGUUAUUGUGUUCCUACUUUCUAAAGACGGCUUUAUUCUGGGUCUCAGAGGAAGUAGAUUAUGACACAUUUCAAUUACCUAAUUUGUGUUAUUGUUUUUCUCUCUGUCUAGAUAAAUUAAUAUCAUGGGUAGACACCUGCUACUGUCCAAACUAUUUCAUACCUGAACACAAUAUGUUUACAGGAAAGGUCAAUCUGAGUAACAAUAAGAUCCUACUAUGUGUACUUGGAAGUAUUAAAUCUGGAGGGAUUGAUGGAUUGAUAAAGAAUUUAUUUCAGACUGACUAUGAAAAACACCGUUUAUUAAGUAAACAGUGUGAAUCUUCGACAGUUAUGUCAAACUUCUUAUUUUACAGGACAACUUAUUCGAUGACUUUACCAACAGACAUUUCAAGUUGUUAUAAAGGAUUUGCAAUUAUGCAAUCUUUACUAAAUUCCGAAUCGUCUACAUUUUUUAUUGAUGCAUGUAAAUAUUAUUAUGCUAAAAUCAGUCAAAAUGUUGCUCAAUUGCUACCACCGUCAACAACAAUAGGUGAAACAUACAACUUACGUAAAUGUUAUCAAAGACAUUUACGAGACGGCAUCAAGACAGAUGCCGUGUCAGGUUGGUUGUUAUACGCGUCGUUUUAUUAUGUAACAGGACAGUUCAACAUUACACUCAAACUAACGGAUUAUAUUCUAUCAAGAUGUUCACCUGAUAUGACGUUUGUAGGAACUCAUCAAAAUUGUAAUAUACAUAAAAAUAAUUACAGACAAAAUGUACAUUCUUCAAUGACAUUGAAUGACAAGAUGAAAAAAGCUACUGUAACUAAUGUCAUGUACUUAAGUCACUCACCAUUAUUACCAGAAGAACUACAACUGGAUGGGAGUGAACAAGGAUUAGUGAUACCUCCUGUUGUAAUGUCUCACUGCCUUAGAUAUCUCUGCUAUCAUCACCUUGGUGAUAUUUUUAAUAGACAACAGGCUUUACAUGAUUUAUAUUUAACAGUGACAAACAGAUAUUUUAUUCAACCAAAGGAAAUGUCUGAUUCAUUAACAAUACUUGGAAUAUGCUAUGAGAUAUCCGGUGCUAGAGACACAGCUUAUCUUUGCUAUGAGACAGCUUUGAAAUGUGAUUAUCGUAUAUCUAGUAUAGCAGAAAAAAGAAAAUCAAAACUGGAUGGCAACUAA
Mytilus californianus (California mussel) is the source of this 1811-nucleotide messenger RNA. RefSeq lists its product as uncharacterized. Lineage: Eukaryota; Metazoa; Mollusca; Bivalvia; Mytilida; Mytilidae. The coding region runs from base 45 to 1811 and encodes 588 amino acids. The transcript has a single exon. The record is from RefSeq and is a predicted model, not a curated record.